Molecule: messenger RNA, 1359 nt
Organism: Acanthopagrus latus (yellowfin seabream)
Lineage: Eukaryota; Metazoa; Chordata; Actinopteri; Spariformes; Sparidae
Gene: avp
Product: arginine vasopressin
Exons: 3
Coding region: 364-825 (153 amino acids)
Cellular component (GO): extracellular region; secretory granule
Molecular function (GO): neurohypophyseal hormone activity
Source: RefSeq, a predicted model, not a curated record
UUUUUUUUUUUUUUGGAGUGUGUACCCUCGCGCCCUGCCUCCCAGAUUAUGCAGAAAAAGUUACUCCAAAUGAGCGUGGCGCAGUCUUGAAUACAGAAGAAGGCAUCUUGUGCUGUCACCGCUGUUAGAUUUGUUAGAUGGCACACUUCUGAUGCAGAGCCACCUCCGCCCGGUGUCCUUCGCGCGCGCGUGCGUGCGCGCAUGUGGCCAGAGAAAGCGACGCUGACGUCAAACGCGAGUGUCAGUCGCUUCCGUCAGGUCAUGUCCAUCUGCUUAUAAGUGAGGAGAAUCGGGACAUCAGUCAUCAGUCAUCAGCAGGACAUAACAGGUGCGGCCGCGCUCACCCACAACCAGCCAGCAGCGAUGCCUCACUCCUUGUCCCCCCUGUGCGUCCUGGGACUCAUCGCGCUCUCCUCCGCCUGCUACAUCCAGAACUGCCCCCGAGGAGGGAAGCGGGCGCUGCCGGAGGCUGGGACCAGACAGUGCAUGUCGUGUGGCCCCAGAGACAGGGGCCGCUGCUUCGGCCCCAACAUCUGCUGCGGGGAGGGCCUCGGCUGUCUGCUGGGCUCCCCGGAAACAGCUCACUGUGUGGAGGAGAACUACCUGCUCACCCCCUGCCAGGCGGGAGGGAGACCCUGUGGCUCUGAAGGAGGACGCUGCGCUGCUUCAGGACUCUGCUGUAACUCAGAGAGCUGCACGGUGGACUCUGACUGCCUCGGGGAGGUUGAGGCCUCAGACCCGUCUGACAGCUCUGUGGGGAGUUCGCCUGCAGAGCUGCUGCUGCGCCUGCUACAUGUGGCCACCAGAGGACAGACCGAGUACUGACACUGUCGCCUCUGACUCUCAGGGCCCAGAGGUGCAGAAUGAACAUCAUCCCUGAUCCACCAUAAGCCUUGAGAUUUGAACCCUGAACCAAUAAAAUGCCAAGUCGAGCUUUCUUCUCUCUUAAAUCCCCCACUGUUGUGAUUUUUCUGUAUCUGUAACGACAGAAAGAAGAGUGAACUUCAACUUUAGCAACUGGCCACUUUUAUCCCAAUCCUCUGGAAGAGGAGGAUCGAUAAUGGCUUUGCAAAAGUAGAAUUCAUGCUUUUCCCAGUAAGAAAAUGUAUAUACUAAUGCACAUACUGUAAACAAAAUUGUAUUCUAUAUGAGGGUUCAAAACACGCCUCAGAGCUCCAUUUCAAAUAAGUUGGUUGUAGCAGAAAACACUGUAAAUAAGUUGGAGAUUGAAGAUUGAAGAGUCAGCCAUGUACAACAGCUGAAUGACAAAGAUAAAGCAGUUAUGUCUUGUGUGUCUGAAAUAUUAUUGUAUGUUGAAAAUGGGAAAAAAAUACAGACUGAAUCGCUGCCAAAAAAAAC